Cygnus olor (mute swan) is the source of this 2893-nucleotide messenger RNA. RefSeq names its product phosphodiesterase 12 (gene PDE12). Bases 22 to 1809 code for a protein of 595 amino acids. Lineage: Eukaryota; Metazoa; Chordata; Aves; Anseriformes; Anatidae. Gene Ontology annotation, cellular component: mitochondrion. Gene Ontology annotation, biological process: nuclear-transcribed mRNA catabolic process, deadenylation-dependent decay. The record is from RefSeq and is a predicted model, not a curated record. The transcript has 3 exons. Gene Ontology annotation, molecular function: 3'-5'-RNA exonuclease activity.
CGGGCGGGCGGCGCCGUCUCCAUGUGGCAGCGGCUGCGCGCCGCUCUCGGCUGGCUCCGCGCGGGCGGCCCGGCCCCGGGCCCCGUCCCCGCGGGCAUGGAGCGGGCCGGCAUGGAGCGGGCCGUGGUGCGCUGCGUGCCGGCAGAGCCCAAGCUGAGCCUGCGGCUCGUGCUGCCCGACGGCAGCACCAGGCACAUGCAGCGCGACCAGGCGGAGCCGCUGGGCCGGGCGCUGGCCCGCCUCGCCGCCACCGCCGCCAAGGGCCGAGCCAAGGCGGCCAAGAAGAGCAGGAAGGCGCGGGCCGAGCCCGGGGAGGAGGCGGCGGCGGCCGGGGGGGAGGCGGCGGCGGCGGUGCCGGCCGUGCGGCUGUUCUCCCGCGACGGGCUGGCGGUGGCCGAGGAGGUGCCGAACGCGGCGGCGUGGCAGGACGGCGCCGUGCUGCAGGUGGGCGAGGCGCGGUACCGCGUGGAGCGCAACCCGCCCGCCGUCACCGAGCUGCGGCUGCCCCGCUCGCUGCUGGCCGGCUUCCCCGUGUGCCCCAAGGUGAGCGCCGAGUUCGCCGCCCCGAGGCACUGCGUCUUCCGCUGGUACCGCCAGCGGCGGCCCGCGGACGGGGAAGGCGGUGGAGGAGACGCGGCCUGGGUGGAGGAGGCGGCGGGCACCGAGCGGGUCUUCACGCCCUGCAACGCGCUCGUGGGGCUGCGGCUGAAGCUGCGCUGCACGCCCGGCGACGGGGAGCAGCGCUACGGGCAGCCCUGCGAGGUGGAGAGCAGCGGCCCGGUGGAGGCCGGCCCCGGCGCCUGCACCUUCGACUCGCGGCACCUGUACACCAGGAAGGUGUGCGGCCACGGCUCCGUCCGUACUGUCUCCUACAACAUCCUGGCUGACACCUACGCCCAGACGGAGUUUUCCCGCACCGUGCUGUACCCGUACUGCGCCCCGUACGCGCUGGAGAUCGACUACCGGCAGAACCUGCUCAAGAAGGAGCUGGCGGGCUACAGCGCCGACCUCAUCUGCUUGCAAGAAGUGGACAAGUCUGUCUUCCUGGACAGCCUGGUUCCGGCUCUGGAUGCGUUCGGACUCGAAGGGCUCUUCAAGAUUAAGGAGAAACAGCACGAGGGCCUGGCCACUUUCUACCGCAGGGACAAGUUCAGCCUGCUCAGCCAGCACGACAUAGCGUUCAGUGAAGCCCUGCUCUCGGACCCGCUGCACAAGGAGCUGUGCGAUAAGCUGGCCGAAUACCCCGCGGUGCGGGAGAAGGUGCUGCAGAGAUCAUCUGUGCUGCAGGUUUCUGUUCUUCAGUCUGCAACUGAUCCUUCCAAGAAGAUCUGUGUAGCUAACACCCAUUUGUACUGGCAUCCAAAAGGUGGGCACAUCCGUCUCAUCCAGAUCGCUGUAGCCCUGUCUCACCUCAAGCAUGUAGCAUGUGACUUGCAUCCCAGUAUACCUGUCAUAUUCUGUGGAGACUUUAACAGCACGCCAUCAUCUGGAACUUACAGUUUUAUCAGCAGCGGUGGCAUUGCUGAAGAUCAUGAAGACUGGGUCUCUAAUGGGGAAGAAGAAAGGUGCAAUAUGCCUCUAACCCAUCCUUUCAAACUGCAAAGCGCUUGUGGGGAACCUGCUUACACAAACUAUGUUGGUGGGUUUCAUGGAUGUCUGGACUACAUUUUCAUUGACAAAACUGCUCUAGAGGUUGAACAGGUCAUUCCAUUGCCAAGUCAUGAAGAAGUAACAACCCAUCAGGCUUUGCCAAGUGUUUCACAUCCUUCUGAUCAUAUAGCACUAAUAUGUGACUUAAAGUGGAAAUAGAUCGGUUCUCCUAUGGUGCUUUUUGGGGUUUUCAAUCAUUCGUUUACCUUUGGGAAACUGAGGUUGUGCCCUGGCUUGUAUGCUACUAAAAGGAAAGUUAGAACUACUGAAAAAUUUGUGUUUAAUGGUUCUACCAAACAUUAACUCACUGUUCAGAAUAUUUGCAUGAUAGCUUUUCCCUUUUUUAUAUGCUAAUAGGAAAAUAUUUAAGAUGGGGAGUUUUGAAAAGUGGAUUAUCAUAUGCCUUUUUAUGGGUUUUUAAAGAUUAAAAACUUUGUUAAAAAAGCUAUAUGAAUUUAGUAAGUGUACAAACUGAACCCUGUUUAAUUCAGAACCAAAUACAGAACCUGAAAAGAAAUUACUUCAGUUAGUUCAAUCUUAUGGUGAUUACUGUUGAAGACCAAACUUUUAAAAUAAAUUCAGAAAUUGUCUUGUGCCUAGUUUUUUAGCAAGCAGCAUGAUGGAUGUAUUGGCUACUUUCUGAAAAGAAGGUCUUUAUCAGUGAAUGGACUUGUUCAGUCAACAACUGUGUUAAAUUGAAUAUCAUAAUUCAUUUGGAAGCACUUUGCCCACCUAGUCUGGGUAAUGAGGGUAACUUCAGCACCUGUUAAAACUGGAUUCCAUAUAUAGGCUGUAUCCACAUGUUUCUUCUGUUGUCUAUUGUCAUUAGUAAUAUAAGAAAUAUUUAAGUUUAAGGCAGCUGACUUGGGGUGGGAGGGAACUUUUUCAGUUUAACAACCUGUCUUCAAGCAGGGGGAGGGGCAGAAUAAUUAAGGUGGUAUGUUAUCUAUGCCUAAAUUAAAAAAAAAAGUGACUUGAAAACCUUCAUAAGGUUCUAUUAAAAAUAUUUUGAAUAGUUUUUUUUUUUCCUGUAUUUUUUUCCUGCCUAGACCUGAAUUCCCUGUUGUGUAGGAGAUAAUUUGGAUGUUGGGAAAUGUAUUUUAUCCAUACCAUCACUGAAGGUGUUGGAGGGGUAUGAAUCAUUAACUAUUAUUUCCUUGCAUAAUUAGUUUAUAUGAAACAAAACACCACUUAAAAACACUUUCACUAGAUGUUGACUAAUAAAGUUCCCUUUUCAAUUGUU